AGAACUUUCCACAACAUUGACAACAUUGCCUUCUUCCUUCUCUCUCCCUUUCCAGGCAGCUCUUCAGCUUGCUCGUAUCCACGUCAACCGCUGUAAGAUGGGGUGGUGACAAGAAAGGGAAUCAGCAUGCGGUGAAAUCAGGUACUAGGGCCAUCAGCGUUUGAGGUCAUCAUGGGCACCGAAGACAGGGGCCUUCCGGCUUUAAGCUCUGCCAAAGACCGCUACACCCAGAGCUUCCAUGAGAUGACGGGCCGUGUGAGAGAAACAUUCCGCACCAGUGUCAGAGACCGCUUCCGAGCAUCGAUGAGAAAAGCAGAUCCCAAAAGAGCGUCCAAAAACGCCGCAUCAGUUGCAACGGGGCUGGUGGCAGCUCGGGUGUUCAAGGGCAACCUCGUGAUUGCUAGAAUGGCCCAGUCUACCUGGUUGAAGUUUUCUGGAGCGGGGUAUUCUGCGCCGGCGGGGUCUUCAGAGGGGGGGAGGAAAGCGGGGAAGGCAUUAGCAGUUGCGGUUGCAGCGGCAGGGGGGAGUGUGGCCCUUCAGGAGCCAGCUCAUGCGGAAGCUCUGCAAGUGGAUGAGACUGUGUCUGGGAAGGUAUUGGAGGUGUAUGAGGCAAUCAGGCGUGGUGUCCAGGGAAAAGCGGACGAUAAUGAGAAGAAAGACUUGCUACCAGCAACAGGUAGCGUCUUGGAGAAGCGGCAGAAGAUUGAAGAACUGGAAGGGGAUGCCUCGCUUGUUCAGAAGGCCCUGCAGGCUGUGGUCCUUCCGACCAUGGCGACUCUGAGCAAGGCGUUCAUGCUGGGGUUCAACAACACAGAGAUCUACGGCGCAGAGACGCUGGCACAGGCCAUCCGCGAACGCCCCCCCGGAACCGCACUAGUCACUGUUUGCAACCACGUGGCAGCAAUGGACGACCCUCUAGUUCUCGCAGCCGUCGUUCCGCAGCGCCUCAUCCUAGAUGCGCACCCCAUGCGAUGGACGUUGUGUGCAUCCGAUCGUUGCUUCAAGAACCCCGCCAUGUCGGCGUUCUUCCGGGCGGUGAAGGUGCUCCCGGUGGAGCGGGGGGCGGGCCUUGAGCAGAAGGGAAUGGAGAGCGCCCUCGCCAAACUUGACCGGGGCGAAUGGGUCCACCUUUUUCCGGAGGGCAGUCGCUCUCGGGAUGGGGGGAAGACCAUCCAGCCGAUCAAGAGGGGGGUGGGGAGGCUGGUAGCAGAGGCCCGGGAGCCCCCGGUUGUGCUGCCGUUUGUGCACCUCGGGAUGGCCGGGGUGAUCCCUCGGGGGGCCAAGAUGAUCUCGGGAGGCAACAACAUUGCGGUCCUGGUCGGAGACCCCAUCCCGGUUGAUGACCUCAUCGCCGCUGCCGCCGACGCCGGCGCCUCGCAGACCCAGCUUUACGAUGCAAUUGCCGCACGGGUGGGCGUCGUUCUAGUUGCGCUGAAAGCACAGCUGGAAGCAACGGCUGCCGAGAGCGCUGCGAUCCGCUCGGAGUUGGAGGCGAUUGGCCCCGAUCUAGUUGAUAUCGUGGACUGGGACGAAGACACGAACCUGGUGAAGCUGCAGAAGGCCUUGUUGCGGGACAGGCGCGCGGAGGAACUGCGGGUGCUGCAGCAGGAGAGAGCUGCUUCCGGUGCGGAGACAGGGCCUCCCGUGUACCGGUUCGAGGACGCCGAGACCGUGUUUGGUAAACGGGCGAAGGCGGUGCCGGAACGGGCCGGAAAUGGAAACGGAAGCGGAAACGGAAACGGAAGCUCAGAGGAGCCGGUGGACUCGUACGCGGGGUGGACGGCGCUUGACGAGGAGAGCGCGAGCAGCCGCGCGCUGGCGGCGAGUCUUCUGGGCGCGGAGCAGGUUCCGCAGAGCAUGGUCGGUUUUGCGGCCCAGGCGCUGUUCAAAGCCCGGGAGAGGGGGCGGGAAAUGGUCCCCGAGGGGUGGCGGAGAGACCGGGGCUGGAGGGACGUCCAGUCGGGAGCAAAGGUCGGGCGAGUGCGGUCAUUUAUGCGGGAGCUGAAGAAUGAGCCGCGGUACGAGGGGCUGCGGACGCAGAUCGGGGGGUUGAGCGCGCGGGUGAAUGAUCACUUUGGGUCGAGUAUGCGGUAAACGGAAGUGUAUGGUGAUGAAGAUGAGUAGAGCUAGUCUAGCCGGGUGCUGAAGAAUAAGCUAGGAGUGACGGCAGUAGGAAGGGUGGACAACGUGUAGAUAGUUCCGGAGCGAGCAGCGGUCGCCUCUUGUAGAUGCUAAGCUCGGCACUUGUAGGUGAUAGUUUGGCUAUCGAGUAGAGGUUUCUGUACAGGUCGUGUCUUCAGCAGAUGAUAUCAAGGUAUCUCUACACGGUUCAGUUCGUAGUAUGGGCUGUCGUGGCCUUCGGAAGUAAGACAGCACUAAAUCUGGCAGGCUCAGAGAUGGAAACGACAGGGGUCGAUUUGGACGGAACCUGUCCCAACUGGGAGGUCUACACGAUAGUGGAACUGCUGGUUCGAUUAGUGGGCUCGGAAGCUAGAGGCAAGAGCUAGCAGUCUGUAGAGUUUAGCAGAGCUCAGAUUUGGGCUACAGUUGAACACUUUAUUUACCGAUGAAAGUGCUGCGUAGGCUAACCAAAUACCUGAUGAGAUGUCGUUUGAGUUUGAGAUAUUGUUACUGUUACUUCCCGUU
This is a messenger RNA of Klebsormidium nitens, 2646 nucleotides long. NCBI's taxonomy places the organism in Eukaryota, Viridiplantae, Streptophyta, Klebsormidiophyceae, Klebsormidiales, Klebsormidiaceae. The record is from the annotation of a GenBank genome assembly.